AUGUACUGGUUCUAUUCCUGCAUCUCCUGUUGCUGGGUUUAUUUUGCUGCUUCUAUGCUCAGAGCUGUAGAAACAGCAGAUGGAAAAUAUGCUCAGAAAUUGUUUAGUGACCUUUUUGAAGAUUAUUCCAAUGCUCUGCGUCCAGUAGAAGAUACAGAUAAAGUCCUAAACGUCACACUGCAGAUUACACUUUCUCAGAUCAAGGAUAUGGACGAGAGAAACCAAAUUCUGACGGCCUAUCUGUGGAUUCGCCAAAUCUGGCAUGAUGCAUACCUCAUGUGGGAUCGAGACCAGUACGAUGGGCUGGAUUCUAUCAGGAUUCCCAGUGACCUGGUGUGGAGGCCAGACAUCGUCCUGUACAACAAGGCUGACGAUGAGUCAUCAGAACCUGUGAAUACCAAUGUGGUCCUACGGUAUGAUGGGCUCAUCACCUGGGAUGCACCAGCCAUCACCAAAAGCUCCUGUGUGGUGGAUGUCACCUACUUCCCCUUCGAUAACCAGCAGUGCAACCUGACCUUUGGUUCCUGGACCUACAAUGGCAACCAAGUGGACAUAUUCAACGCUCUGGAUAGUGGUGAUCUCUCUGACUUCAUUGAAGAUGUGGAAUGGGAAGUCCAUGGCAUGCCUGCUGUGAAGAACGUCAUCUCCUAUGGCUGCUGCUCAGAGCCCUACCCAGAUGUGACCUUCACUCUCCUCCUGAAGAGGAGGUCCUCUUUCUACAUCGUCAACCUCCUCAUCCCUUGUGUCCUCAUAUCUUUCCUCGCUCCUUUGAGUUUCUAUCUCCCAGCAGCCUCUGGGGAGAAGGUCUCUCUGGGAGUGACCAUUCUGUUGGCCAUGACUGUAUUUCAACUAAUGGUGGCAGAGAUCAUGCCAGCCUCAGAAAAUGUCCCUCUGAUAGGGAAAUACUACAUAGCCACCAUGGCCUUGAUCACAGCCUCUACAGCUCUCACCAUUAUGGUGAUGAACAUUCAUUUCUGCGGGGCUGAGGCCCGGCCAGUGCCACACUGGGCCAGGGUAGUCAUCCUGAAAUACAUGUCCAGGAUUUUGUUUGUCUACGAUGUGGGUGAGAGCUGCCUCAGCCCAUGCCACAGCCAGGAGCCAGACCAUCUCAUGAAGGUUUAUAGCAAAUUCCCAGGGUCCAACCUGAAAACAGCCAGGAAAAAAGACCUUUCCAGAAAGAAGGAAAUGAACAAACUCUUAAAGAAUCACCUGGGAUGCCAAGGUGGGACCCCUCAGGAUAGUUACUGUGCGCGGUACGAAGUGCUGACCAAAAAUAUCAAAUACAUUGCCAAGUGCCUCAAAGAUCACAAGGCUACCAACUCCAAGGGCAGUGAGUGGAAGAAGGUGGCGAAAGUCAUAGACAGGUUCUUCAUGUGGAUUUUCUUCAUUAUGGUGUUUGUGAUGACCCUUUUGAUCAUAGCACGAGCGGAUUAUAAGAAAAGAGGAGGGGGUUAGUAGGUGUUUAAUAUUUGGGAGAAAAUCAAUAAAAUCCCCUUGUGAUAUGCUCCAAUGUUUGAAUCCAAUUGCUAUUCAUACAUAAUUUAGGGGUUAUGCUGUGUAUGCUUUUUAUUUUUAACUUGAAUCAAUAGUGUGGUUAUGUGUCAGGUUAAAUUAAGCAGGAGAUCCAAACUUUCAGGGAUAGAAAGAUGAAGGAAGUAAG
Molecule: messenger RNA, 1660 nt
Organism: Nannospalax galili (Upper Galilee mountains blind mole rat)
Lineage: Eukaryota; Metazoa; Chordata; Mammalia; Rodentia; Spalacidae
Gene: Chrna9
Product: cholinergic receptor nicotinic alpha 9 subunit
Exons: 5
Coding region: 1-1455 (484 amino acids)
Biological process (GO): monoatomic ion transmembrane transport; signal transduction; regulation of membrane potential
Cellular component (GO): synapse; neuron projection; postsynaptic membrane
Molecular function (GO): acetylcholine-gated monoatomic cation-selective channel activity; transmembrane signaling receptor activity
Source: RefSeq, a predicted model, not a curated record